Messenger RNA from Yamadazyma tenuis ATCC 10573, 363 nucleotides. It is a transcript of the gene TOA2, whose product is annotated as transcription initiation factor IIA subunit gamma. Lineage: Eukaryota; Fungi; Ascomycota; Pichiomycetes; Serinales; Debaryomycetaceae. Gene Ontology annotation, biological process: transcription initiation at RNA polymerase II promoter; RNA polymerase II preinitiation complex assembly. Gene Ontology annotation, cellular component: transcription factor TFIIA complex. Gene Ontology annotation, molecular function: RNA polymerase II general transcription initiation factor activity; TBP-class protein binding. The record is from RefSeq and is a predicted model, not a curated record.
AUGAGUGCACCCGCAUACUACGAGUUAUACAGAAGAUCCACCGUCGGGGCAACGUUGACCGAUGCUUUGGACCAGCUCAUCUCUGAUGAGAAGAUCCAGCCUCAGUUGGCCAUGACGAUUGUAACUAACUUUGAUCGGGUUAUCUCUGAAUUGUUGAAACCCGAGCAGAACAUAGCGAAGUCCAAAUUGACAUUCAAAGGCGACUUGAGUACCUACCGGUUCUGUGAUGAUGUCUGGACAUUCAUCAUUAAAAACGUGUUGAUCAAAUUGACUGAUACCAGCCAUAGUGAGUUGAAUGAUGAAGUGACUGUAGACAAGUUUAAGAUUGUUGCCUGCAACUCCAGAAAGGCUGGGGAUGUUUAA